This is a messenger RNA of Eurypyga helias (sunbittern), 2700 nucleotides long. RefSeq names its product ectonucleotide pyrophosphatase/phosphodiesterase 1 (gene ENPP1). NCBI's taxonomy places the organism in Eukaryota, Metazoa, Chordata, Aves, Eurypygiformes, Eurypygidae. The transcript is spliced from 25 exons. Gene Ontology annotation, molecular function: metal ion binding; phosphodiesterase I activity; dinucleotide phosphatase activity. The record is from RefSeq and is a predicted model, not a curated record. Gene Ontology annotation, biological process: regulation of bone mineralization; negative regulation of fat cell differentiation; inorganic diphosphate transport. Gene Ontology annotation, cellular component: cell surface. The annotation marks the transcript as partial.
GUACUCUGUGUCUGUAUGUUAACAACAAUCCUAGGAUGUGUAUUUGGCCUGAAGCCUAGCUGUUCAAAAGAUGUGAAAACCUGCAAAGGUCGUUGCUUUGAAAGGACCUUUGGAAGCUGCCGUUGUGAUAGAGAUUGUGUGAAGCUUGGAAAUUGCUGCUUAGAUUACCAGGAAGCAUGUAUACAACCAGCCCAUAUAUGGACCUGUAAUAAAUUCAGGUGUGGAGAGAAGAGGCGACUAGAAUAUCAUUGUUCCUGUUCAGAUGAUUGUGUGGAAAAUGAAGAUUGCUGUGUCAAUUAUCAGGCUGUUUGUAAAGGAGAGGCAAGCUGGGUUGAAGAAGAGUGUGAGGACAUUACUGAACCUCAGUGUCCAAAAGGAUUUACCAAGUCUCCUGUGUUACUGUUUUCACUGGAUGGCUUCAGAGCAGAGUAUUUGCAGACUUGGGGUGGACUUCUACCUGUUAUUAGCAAAUUACAGAAAUGUGGAACAUACACUUCUAAUAUGAGACCAGUGUAUCCUUCAAAAACCUUUCCCAAUCACUACUCCAUUGUCACAGGGCUGUAUCCUGAAUCUCAUGGUGUAAUCGAUAACAAGAUGUAUGACCCCAAAAGAAAUGCAUCCUUCACCCUUAAAAGUGAAGAGAAAUUUAAUCCACAGUGGUACCAAGGACAGCCUAUUUGGCUAACAGCUAUGUACCAAGGGCUAAAAGCAGGUACGUUCUUUUGGCCUGGCUCAGAUGUAGCAGUUAAUGGUACCUUUCCAAACCUGUAUGAAGACUACAAUAGCUCAAUCCCCUUUGAAGAAAGGGUGGUAACUGUUCUUCGCUGGCUGCAGUUACCUGAAGGUGAAAGACCACACUUUUACACUCUGUAUUUAGAAGAACCAGAUUCCUCGGGCCAUAAGUUUGGACCAGUAAGCAGUGGAGUAAUUAUGGCAUUACAGAGGGUGGACAACAUAGUGGGGAUGCUGAUGGAUGGUCUCAAGCAAAUGAACUUGCAUAAAUGCCUGAACAUUAUUUUUAUAUCAGAUCAUGGGAUGGAAGCAGGGAGCUGCAGAAAAACAGCAUAUUUGAACAAUUACUUGGACGAUGUUCACGAUUUCAUAGUAGUACCUGGUCCUGCAGCUCGCCUAAGACCUAAUAAUGUUCCAGAUGAGUAUUUCUCUUUUAACUAUGAAGGCAUUGUCAGAAACCUUACAUGCAUAGAACCAAAUCAGCCUUUCAAAGCUUACAUGAAACAGCAGCUACCCAAGCGUUUCCAUUAUUCCUAUAAUGACCGGAUUGAACCCUUGCACUUUUAUUUGGAGUCCCAAUGGCAGCUUGCUAGGAAACCGCUUGAGAUUAAAAGCUGCACAGGUGGAUUCCAUGGCUCAGACAAUCGUUUCCCCAGUAUGCAGGCUAUCUUUAUUGGGUUUGGACCAGGAUUCAAGUUUAGUACUCAAGUUGAUCCAUUUGAGAACAUUGAAGUAUAUAAUUUAAUGUGUGACUUGCUUGAUUUGAAACCAGCCCCAAACAAUGGAACUCAUGGACGCCUAAACCAUCUUUUAAGGAAACCUGUUUACACCCCCCACCAUCCCAAAGAAGUAAGCCAUCCUUCUGAAUGCUCUGUGAUGGGACAAAGAGCUUUUUCAGUGAGCCUUGGCUGCUCCUGCAGGACAGGGGACUUGCCGAUAAGGGACUUUCAUCAGCGUUUGAAUCUCACUGAAACAGAAGAGAAACUUACUUUGCCAUAUGGACGGCCCAGGGUUCUACAGAAGCGACAUAAUUACUGCCUCCUAUUCCAUAACCGCUAUGUUAGUGGGUACAGCAAAGACUACAGGAUGUCUCUGUGGAGUGCAUAUACUGUUAACAAAGACGACAAAUGGGUUUCUGCUACAGAAGAUACCUUCAGCUGUUUACACAAGGAUGUUCGUAUUUCUUUUAAACAUAACCAGACAUGUUUGUUCUACAACAGUCAUCCUCGCUUAACUUACGGAUUCCUUUCUCCACCAAAUUUUAUGACAGAUGGAAAGAAACCUCACUAUGAUGCCUUGCUUACCAGCAACAUUGUGCCAAUGUAUCCUGCAUUUAAAGUGUUGUGGAACUACUUCCAUCAAUACCUGCUACCUGAAUAUGCGGCAGCCAGAAGCGGUGUCAACGUAGUCAGUGGUCCUGUGUUUGAUUAUGACUCUGAUGGGCUCUAUGAUACCCCAGAAAAGGUGAAAAGAAAGAUCUUUUGUUUCAGACAUCCCGGUAAUUCAGAGGUUCCAGUUCCAACUCACUACUUCAUUGUGCUGACUACUUGUAAAAAUACUUCUGAAACUCCACUGGAGUGUGAAGGGUCUCUAGAUGCCUUGUCUUUCAUUGUACCUCACAGAGAAGACAACAGUGAAAGCUGUGCAGAUGGCAAGACUGAGUCCAUGUGGGUUGAAGAGAGGAUGAGGUUUCAUACUGCUCGGAUCAGAGAUGUAGAAUUACUUACUGGACUCAGCUUCUAUCAAGAGAGAAAACAGCCAGUAUCUGAGAUUUUACAGUUAAAAACAUAUUUACCAACUUUUGAAACGGAUGGGUACAUUUAUGAAGCAGACGAUGCUCAAGGAGGGUCUGCCAGGGGCUCUUGUUCUGCUGGCAGUUCAAAGCAUGGCAACAGGCCAAAGCAGAAGAGAAAUGGGAUCGGUGAGACCUCGUCCUGCGACAUGCAGCUGGUUCCAGAGGAGUCUUAA